GUCUAAAGAUGUCAGCACCGCUCGGGCCACCGGGCGGGCCUGCCGCUCCGGUAACCGGUCAAGGCGAGCCGGACCUACCGGACCUAAGCCAUCUAACGGAGGAGGAACGGAAAAUCAUCCUCUCUGUCAUGGAUAGACAGAAGAAAGAGGAGGAGAAGGAACAGACCAUGCUAAAGAAGUUACAUCAGCAGUUUGAGAUGUACAAGGACCAGGUGAAGAAGAUCGGGGAUGAGGCCCCGCCCACCCCGGGGCCGAAGGGGGACUCUCCUAUCUGUGGAAUCUGCCACAAGACCAAGUUCGCCAACGGAUGCGGUCAAGUCUGUUCUUAUUGCCAAACCAAGUUCUGCGCGCGGUGUGGGGGGCGGGUGUCCCUGCGGUCCAAUAAGGUCAUGUGGGUGUGCAACGUCUGUCGGAAGAAGCAGGAGAUCCUGACCAAGUCGGGGGCGUGGUUCUACGGCUCAGCCCCGCGACUGGGUGGUGCUGAGGGCCCACCGGGGGUCUCCCCAGCCAGGCUGCAGGGGCCGGGGGGGGCCACAGGCUCCCCACUCAGGAACGGAGCCACCCUGAGGAACUCUGGGACACAGGACGGCCCGGCCGACAGGAGGAGGAGCCCAUCAGGUUCCAGGGAUCCCAGCCACGCCUACAACCAGCGGGACUAUGCCCCAGACGACUCCGGGAUGCCUGUCUCCCCCGACUAUCAACGCGACCCCCGCCACUCCCCCAGGGUUUCCCACGGUUACCGGGAGGGUGGCGGAGGCGGCGGGGGGCGGGCGAGGGCGGGCUACCGGGACGGGCGCGGCCGCUGGCGUUCCCAGGAUCCCCUGGAGCAGGAAGUGGAUGAGGCGGAGGCGCAGCGACGGCGCCAGGAGGAGUACCAGAGCCGUUAUCGCUCCGACCCCAACCUGGCGCGCUGCCCCGUGAAGCCCCAGCCCUACGAGGAGCAGAUGCGCAUGCACGCACAGGUGGGCCGGGCGCGCCACGAGCGUCGCCAUAGCGACGUGUCGCUGGCGUACACCGAGCUGGAUCACCUCCAAGGCCACGGCCCCUCCGGGCCCCAGCCCCAGCCGCUGUUGGCCGGUCAGCGGUCGUACUCGGUGGACCGGACCAAUCACAGCCCUCCGUCGCCUCGCCGGAGCCCUGUGUUGGGGGAGGGGCGUUCUACCCAGAAUCCUCAGGGGCAGCAGCAUCUGGACCCUAGCUCUGCCCUCCACAGGACUACAGAUGGAAUGGGGAGGAAUGAUUCGCUCAGCACCGACCAAUCGGGGUUGAGGCCCCACCCCCAGAGGGGGAAGCGCAUGGGGAGGCUGCAUGUGAUUGGCAGCUUCAGCAGCUCGGAGGAGGAGCUCGCCACCACGCCAGAGUACACCAGCUGUGAGGAUGCCGAGAUGGAGAGUGACAGUCAGGGGGCAGACAGGGAACCCCGUGGUCAGCAGGCCCUCCUGCUGGAGUCCUCCGACUCCCUGGCAGACAGGCUCAGGAGGAUGGUGGGGCUGGGGGGGCGCUCGUUUGACGAGGACCCGGAGUGGUGCGAGCCACAGGUCAAAGACUCGGGCGUGGACACAUGCAGUAGCACCACACUAAACGAGGAGCUUAGCCAUAGUGACAAGCACCCGGUGUCAUGGCAACCGUCUAAAGAUGGCGAGCGUCUGAUUGGACGGAUCCUGCUGAACAAGCGGAUGAAAGACGGCACCAUUCCCCAGGAUACCGGAGCGCUGCUGGGUCUCAAGGUGGUGGGGGGGAAGAUGACUGAGUCGGGUCGCCUCUGUGCCUUCAUCACCAAGGUGAAGAGAGGGAGUCUGGCGGACACUGUAGGACACCUGCGGCCAGGGGACCAGGUGUUGGAGUGGAACGGCCGUGUUCUCCAGGGCGCCACGUUUAAGGAGGUCUACAACAUCAUCCUGGACUCCAAACCCGAGCCCCAGGUGGAGCUGGUGGUGUCUCGGCAUAUAGGAGACGUCUCCCGAAUGCCAGAUAGCAGUCACGGACAGCUUGAAUCAAGCUCCAGUUCCUUUGAGUCUCAGAAGAUGGGGCCCUCUAUAUCGGUCACGUCCCCCAUGAGCCCUGGGAUGCUGCGGGAGCCCCCCCAGUUCAUGUCUGGACAGGUCUCGGUCAAGCUGUGGUACGACAAGGUGGGUCACCAGCUGAUCGUCACCAUCCUGGGAGCCAAGGACCUGCCUGCCCGGGAGGACGGACGCCCCCUCAACCCCUACGUCAAGAUCUACUUCCUCCCAGACAGAAGUGACAAGAGCAAGCGGAGGACCAAGACGGUGAAGAAGUCGGUGGAGCCCAAGUGGAACCAGACGUUCAUGUACAUGCCGGUUCACCGCAGGGAGUUCAGGGAGCGCAUGCUGGAGAUCACCCUCUGGGACCAGGCCAGGGUCCGCGAGGAGGAGAGCGACUUCCUGGGGGAGAUCCUGAUUGAGCUGGAGACAGCCCUGCUGGAUGACCAGGCUCACUGGUACAAGCUGCUGACCCACGACGUGUCGUCCCUCCCUCUGCCCUCCUCCUCCCCCUACCUGCAGAGACGCCUGCUGCCUGGAGAAAGCCCCACACGCAGGCUGCAGAACAAGGGUCCAUUCUAUAACUCAGGAUCUCAGAGGAUCAGUGACAUCGAGUUCUCUGAUUUUGACUGUGAAGAUGGCAUUGGAGUUAUAUCAGACUACCGACACAAUGGGCGGGACUUCCAAAGCUCCACCCUAUCGGUUCCAGAACAGGUGAUGGCCUCCAAUCACAUGGCCCGCGCGCGCUCUCGCUCACCCAGCGUGCCUCCGCCUCAGAGUCGGAGUUUGGACCACGGUGUACGAGGGGGACCGUCCCUGUACGGUUCUGGUCGUAUGGACCGCCAGCGGUUAUCUGAGGACCGCUACUCACCGGACAGGUACAGCCGUGGCAUGGACAGGCGUGGCUUCUAUCACAGGUCGCGGUCCGCUGACCAGCGGGCCAUGGUGGAUCACCCCGUCUACACACGCUCGCGCUCCACAGAACGAGCCGACUCCGCCUACAUGAGGUCAAUGCCGUCCCUCCCCUCCGGAAGAUCCGCCCCUCCCUCACCCGCCUUGACGAGGUCCAACCCCCGAAGUGGGUCAGUCCAAACCAGCCCCUGCAGCACGCCGGUAUGCGGGCGCAGAGGACGGCAGCUACCAAUCGUCCCUCCAAAGGGGCCGCUGGACAGAAAUGGUGAAGAGAUGAUUGAGCCUUACCAAGAGCCUGACAAGCGACAAGGCACACCAGUGAAUGGAAGAAAAGAGGUGACGUGGGAGGACCAACAGAAGAAGGCCAAUGGUAUGCUGCCAUCUAGCCCCGCCCCCCCAGAGCCAGGUAGCCCCACCCCCUCCCAGCCAGCAGAGGAGACGUCGCCCCAGAACGGAGAAGAAGCAGGUGCCAUGAAGGAUCCCUCCAAGGUGAAAGCCCCGGACAACCUGUCCUUCAAGUCGUCAGACAGUGAUGUCAGUGACGUGUCGGCCAUGUCGAGCGCGUCGCGUCUAAGCAGCACCAGCCACAUGUCCGUCCAAUCAGAGAGGACCAAGGGCACACGCAAGAUCAGGCCCGCAAAUGCGCCUGGCGCCAACCUUACCAAGAGCUCCAGCGUGGGCGGAGAGAUCUGCUCGCUGGGACGCCGGGACGACGACGACGACGACGACAAGAAGAGACGCUCCAGCUUCGGGGCCAAGAUGGCCGCCAUGGUGGGACUGGGGAAGAAGAGUCAGAGUGCCUCCCAGCUCAACCCUGAGGAGGAGGAAGGGAAGAAGAAGGUGAUCCGCCUGCCCAUCCAGAGGAGCGUGGAGACGGGUCUGGCCAUCGAGUUCAAGAGCAGGAUGACCCGGCAGCCCAGCAGGGAGACUGACCCCGAGGCAGAGGCCAAGCCUGGAAACCUUAUCUUCCCAGGGGUGAGGAUCGCUGCCGAUAAACAGUUCACCGGCUUCCUGGAGGGAUUAGGCCCCGCCCAGCUGGCGGGGAGACAGACUCUGGCCACGCCCCCCAUGGGUGAUAUCCAGAUCGGCAUGGUGUUCAGGAAGGAGCGUCUGGAUGUGGAGGUGAUCCGUGCUCGGGGCCUGGUGGGUAAACAGGGCAACAAGCAGACGCCCGCUCCGUACGUCAAGGUGUACCUGAUGGACAACGGCAAGUGCAUCGUGAAGAAGAAGACCAGGCUGGCCAGGAAGACCCUGGACCCCCUCUACCAGCAGCAGCUGCAGUUUGAGGAGAACCCCGAGGGCAAGGUCCUGCAGAUCAUCGUCUGGGGCGACUACGGACGCAUGGACCACAAAUCCUUCAUGGGAGCUGCUCAGAUCCUAUUGGACGAUCUGGACUUGUCCAACAUGGUGAUUGGCUGGUUCAAACUCUUUCCUCCCACCUCGUUGGUAGACCCGACCUUGGCACCUUUGACUAGUAAAGCCGCCCUUGAGGGCUCCAAUGCUCGCUCCUAGCACUCCGAGGGACGGCUAGCGUCGUUAUAGCAACCAGCGAGGGAGAUGUGGGUGUGGUCAAGAUGGCCACGCCCGAUUCCGCUGCAUGCUCGAUGUCGUGUGUUCUGAUUCUGUCAAGAGAAAAAGGGCGGGACUUAGGGCCGGUCGUCUCCCUGGCGACCCGCAGGCUCGCGCACACACAGGACACGCCCCUCCGAAGGAGGACCUGGCUAAGGAUGCUUGGACAUGAAGGACUUGUCAGUGGACAGGAAGUGGAUGCAACUCAGUGGUGCUAGAUCACCUGUAGGUUCUACGGUCCAAGCCAUGAGAGGAGAGAGGAUAGAGGGAGGAGAGAGAGGGAGGAGAGAGAGAGACAACUGCAGAGAACUGAGUGAUAGUUCUACAGAGACUCUCUGGUUUUGUCUACUAGGACGUUUUCUGCCUUUGUUGUCGAACGCUGUGGUUGGCUGCUGGUCAGGCCACGCUCACCAGUCGCCAUGACAAAGACAUGGGGACCAAUACCAGCUAGGUGAGGGACGGUGUCCACCAAUCAUCAACCAGGGACAGACCUCCCCAGCGACUCCCACCUCCCCUCCUCACCCCCCCCUCCCCCCACUCCCUCCCUCCACUACACCCCUCCAACAAGGAUGCAAACACACUCAGACAGCCAAUCACAUGCUGGAGAGCCAAUCACAUGAUCAUAGAGGUGUGGCCACUGAUUGUCACGGUGACCAGACCCAAUCACCAACACCUUCCUAUCAUCCACUGGUCUCCACAGAAACAAACUGGACCUUCUCUUAAUUCAUUUGAUUCUUAUUAUUUUCUCUUCUGUUCUGCAUGGACACACGCUAGGUGACCCGCGGAAAACACGCUUGGUGACGCGUGGAAAGAAAAAAAGUUGAAACCGCAUCUUAAGAGAGAAAAAAAAAUUCUACGAUUUCUAUUAUUUUCUAAGAAGAGAAACCCUAUAGUGCAUGGUUCUCAGGGCGAGUGAAUGCUGUCUGAUGAUCAAGAUGGUGGUGUGUGUCGCUCCCAAUUAAGCCUGUUUACAAGUGUGUCGUUUUACGGACAGUGAGUGUUGAUAGGGCACUGAGAAGAACUGAUAUUGUGUUGAAAGAGAAAGGGGGAGAAAGAGUGAGAGAGGGAGGGAGAUGGAUGCACAGAAGGUUGUGUGUGUGUGCGUGUGUGUGUGUGUGUGUGUGUGUGUGUGUGUUUGUGUCAGAGCUCCUGACUGUUCAGGUCUGCAUGGCCUCCCUCUUCUCUGUCUCCACCACAAACACGCAUGUAAUGAGGCUUCGGCUACACGCCUAGAACACGCCUCCACCCGCAUGUUUAGAUAUGAUGAUGAUGAUGAAGAUGAUGUUUGAGGAGUUUGCAGUUGCCUGUACAGUGCAUGUGAACCUUGCCACGCCCCUCUUCCUCCUCACUGCCCCCACGUUGACACGACAACGAUGCACCGAUGGUGAUGCGGCAGCGUUCGCCAUGGCGACAGAGGUGAGAGGUCAGAAUCCUCCAACUAGACAUUCCACCAACUGGUAACCAUGGUUUCUGUGUGAUUUAAAAAAGAAAACAAGUAUGAAAAUGAAAUAAAAGAGUUUUAUAUUUAUUGAUAAACUUGACAAGGGGAAAAUAAAUGUAUGGUUGCAAGUAUAUUUUAUUUUAAUAUUGUUAUAAAGAAAAAGAUAAAAUGUAAAAAAUGUGUAAAAGAGCUGUUGAGACUGACCCUGCUGAACAGGGAGGGAUGAGAAUGUGACUGGAAAUGGGACAUUGCCACAAA
This is a messenger RNA of Hypomesus transpacificus, 6180 nucleotides long. It is a transcript of the gene rims2b, whose product is annotated as regulating synaptic membrane exocytosis 2b. Gene Ontology annotation, biological process: regulation of synaptic plasticity; regulation of membrane potential; intracellular protein transport. Bases 9 to 4424 code for a protein of 1471 amino acids. The transcript is spliced from 30 exons. Gene Ontology annotation, cellular component: cytoskeleton of presynaptic active zone; presynaptic membrane. Gene Ontology annotation, molecular function: small GTPase binding; transmembrane transporter binding. Lineage: Eukaryota; Metazoa; Chordata; Actinopteri; Osmeriformes; Osmeridae. The record is from RefSeq and is a predicted model, not a curated record.